Melampsora larici-populina 98AG31 is the source of this 1383-nucleotide messenger RNA. RefSeq lists its product as uncharacterized. Bases 1 to 1383 code for a protein of 460 amino acids. The transcript has 6 exons. NCBI's taxonomy places the organism in Eukaryota, Fungi, Basidiomycota, Pucciniomycetes, Pucciniales, Melampsoraceae. The record is from RefSeq and is a predicted model, not a curated record.
AUGUCCUUGAACUCAAACGACAAAAAAGACUGCGAUCUAUGUUUCAUUGUUAAAGCUCGACCCGACCUGAAUUGUUUUAAACCACCUGAUUCAAUUUUACAUGAUAAAGCUUAUUGGGACGAGUUUCUCACUCCCGUAAACGAAGAAUGUCCAUCUAGCCAGAAUAACGCUCCACACAAUCCUCCAACCUCACCCCCCGAGUCUAUUGAAAACCCCACAUCCGGUCCUUCAUCUGAGCUAAGUCACAAAAAACGCUCCAAACGCCGCCCAUCAUCGAAGGCUAAUCGAGGCAAACCAAAGCGACGCGCUUCUCUUCACGACUCGGACGACGAACCUAUAAUAUCCAAGGCUCGUCAUAAGCCAACUAAAUCAAAACGUAGAACAUUAUCAGAAUCAUCGGAUAAUGAGGAUGACGUGGAUGAUCUAUUUUUGUCGGAUUAUUCUGAACCUGAAACUAAAUUACGAUCAAAAAAUGAAUUAAAUACCAAAUACUCUAAAUUUCGUAAAAACCGUCAUGUACAUAGUCAGAAGAGGGCGAUGACGAAGGAAGUGCUAUCAAGAAGGAUUGUGCCGGAUUCGGAAGACGAAGAUCAAACUAGACCAGCUUUGGAGCCAAGUGGAAGUGAAAGUACAUCCGAGGAGGAAAGUAGUACCGAUGAUAGUUUGACCGAUAAAGAUGAGAUUGCGAAAAGAGAUGCAGAAUUCAUUGUCAACGAUAUGGCCGAUAAAGCUAAAGCUGUUCGCAUCCAAAAACAAUUGGCUGCGAAUAUCCCAACUCAGUUCCAAAUGAAUAACCUCGAUGAUUUAGGCAAUUUCAAGCUUGUCUGCAGGUAUCUGCUCAAUCGCAUCUUCUUACCUCAUACAAAUUGGUGGAAACGUGCAUCCGCAUAUCGGCAAAGCUAUGCGCGAAUAAGCACAGCUGUCAUCGGACCCAGGAUAUCCCUCCUCGAUUCUGCCGCUUGGAUCCCUGUCUUCAGACAGGCUCUACAAUGUCGGCCCCGUAUCAUCAAGAGCCUUCUGAAUCAGCAUCGUGUCGGUUGUGAUGCUUGUAAUAAUCGUACCAAGCACAGUACCUUUACGAUCAUCUUGAAUGGUCAUAAGUAUCAUAAUAUCAACUUGGAUAGAAUUUCAAGCGACUCUAGUAGUGAGAGCAGCGAUGAUAGUGAUGCACCUCCGACCAAGAAGUUUCGCUCGGCUAACCAGCCUGACCAGUACAAAUUCAUAUGUGGACAAGAUUGUGCCACCAAAGCAUUUGAAUUUCAUCAUUUCAAGCCAAUGGAUACAAUACUGACCAAAAUCAUUGAAAAUGGCCAAUUUUUUUGGCAACUUUGUACACUUGAUGACAUUGGUCAUGUGGGUUUGAUGUCUGGGAUGGAAAUCUAA